AUGUUCCCUUUAUUUCUCUCCUACGCCUGUCUGGUGAUCUCCGCCGUGACUCGCCUGACAAACGCUGCCGCCGGCAAGAGCAUUUUCCUCUUGGCCGGCCAGAGCAACAUGUCUGGUCGAGGUGGGAUCGUGAAUCUGACCUGGGACGGCUACAUCCCACCGGAAUCUUCCUCUAACCCCGCCAUCCUCCGCCUGACUGCCAAUCUCAACUGGGAACUCGCCGUCGAGCCUCUCCACCGAGACAUCGACGUUGCAAAAGUAUGCGGUGUUGGUCCUGCGAUGGCGUUCGCGAAUUCGUUGUUGAAAAAGGAUUCGAGCAUUGGAGUGGUGGGGUUGGUUCCUUGUGCAAUCGGAGGAACGAAUAUUAGCCAGUGGGUUCGUGGCGGCGAUCUUUACAACCAGCUGAUACGGCGGGCGGAUGCGGCGGUGAGCGGUGGAGGCACCAUCGGUGGGUUGCUGUGGUAUCAAGGAGAAAGUGAUACGUUGACUCUAGAAGAUGCGGAGGCGUACAAUAGCAGAUUGCGUCGUUUCUUCGUUAAUGUGCGCGCCGAUCUUCACUUGUCACUUCUUCCUAUAAUUCAGGUGGCAUUAGCAUCUGAAUCAGGACCGUACACAGAUAUGGUGAGAAAGGUCCAACUGGGAAUGAAGAUGGUGAAUUUAAGGACCGUUGAUGCAAUGGGUCUGAGGGUGCAGGAGCCAGAAAGGUUGCACCUCACCACACCAUCGCAAGUCUCUCUUGGGAAGAUGUUGACCAAUGCCUUCCUUCAACUCUGUCUUCCGUCAAUCUAAAUACUCU
Cynara cardunculus var. scolymus (artichoke) is the source of this 796-nucleotide messenger RNA. RefSeq names its product probable carbohydrate esterase At4g34215. NCBI's taxonomy places the organism in Eukaryota, Viridiplantae, Streptophyta, Magnoliopsida, Asterales, Asteraceae. Bases 1 to 789 code for a protein of 262 amino acids. The record is from RefSeq and is a predicted model, not a curated record. The transcript is spliced from 2 exons.